Molecule: messenger RNA, 540 nt
Organism: Trichoderma citrinoviride
Lineage: Eukaryota; Fungi; Ascomycota; Sordariomycetes; Hypocreales; Hypocreaceae
Product: non-classical secretion pathway, nce2 component
Exons: 1
Coding region: 1-540 (179 amino acids)
Biological process (GO): eisosome assembly; protein localization to plasma membrane
Cellular component (GO): eisosome; plasma membrane
Source: RefSeq, a predicted model, not a curated record
AUGUCCAACCUCUUCAAGAUCGCCCUGCGCGGCAUCGCGCUCGUCUGGACGCUGCUCAUCACGGCCCUCAUCGGAAAUGUCAUCGCCUCCAAUGUCAACGGCCACAUGGUCACUGUUAACUUCACGAUGUUCGUCGCCGCUCUGUCAUGGGUUGCGCUCCUCUACGGCUUGUUCGCAGUCUUCGUCGAGAGCAUCGCCAUCCCCUCGGCUCUCCUCAUUCUCGACGGCCUGGCCACCUUGUUCACCUUCAUCUGCGCCAUCGUGCUGGCCGCUGAGCUGCGCGCGCCCAACUGCGGCAACAUUUCUGGCCAGCACUUGCCCAACGACUGGAUCGGCUUCGGUUCUCACCACAACGAGAGGAGGUGCCGUGAGAUUCAGGCCAGCACUGCCUUCAUGUGGUUCCUCUGGGCUUGUUUCUCUUUGAUCCUCUUCAUUACCUGGAGAGAUGCUAGGAGCAGCGGCUUCACCGGGUCCUCGCGAUUUUCCCGAUCUACGCGCUCUUCUCGACCUGCCAUGUCCCAGGUUGGGUCUGCUGUUUAA